GUCACUCCUGCUUCCUCACCCUGGCAACGGGCGGGAGGCUACUUCCGGUGCCGCGAGGGCUCGGGCUGGAGCGGGGCAGUUCCUGUUCUGCAGUUACUCUUGGAUAGAAGCAUGCCCUUUCUCAGAUAGAAGAUGCCAGUCUUGGAGAAUGACCAUGGAGAAGGGGAUGAGCUCUGGAGAAGGGCUGCCUUCCCGUUCAGCUCAGAUUUCGGCUGUUGAAGUAACAGCCAGAGACUUGGAAGUGAAGCAGCCCCAUGCAGACCAACGAGGGGGCUUUGUGCUGGUACAUGCGGGUGCAGGUUAUCAUUCAGAAUCCAAAGCCAAGGAAUAUAAACAUGUAUGCAAACGAGCUUGUCAGAAGGCGAUUGAAAAGCUACAAGCUGGGGCUCUUGCUACAGAUGCAGUGACUGCGGCCUUGGUGGAACUUGAGGAUUCUCCAUUUACAAAUGCAGGAAUGGGAUCUAAUCUAAAUCUCUUAGGUGAAAUUGAAUGCGAUGCAAGCAUAAUGGAUGGAAAAUCCUUAAAUUUUGGGGCUGUAGGAGCACUGAGUGGAAUCAAGAACCCAGUCUCAGUCGCAAACAGACUGUUGUGUGAAGGGCAGAAGGGCAAGCUCUCGGCUGGCAGGAUUCCUCCCUGCUUUUUAGUUGGAGAAGGAGCCUACAGAUGGGCAGUAGAUCAUGGAAUACCUUCCUGCCCUCCUAACAUCAUGACCACAAGAUUCAGUUUAGCUGCAUUUAAAAGAAACAAGAGGAAACUAGAGCUGGCAGAAAGGGUGGAAACAGAUUUCAUUCAGCUAAAGAAAAGAAGACAAUCAAGUGAAAAGGAGAACGACUCAGGCACUUUGGAUACGGUGGGCGCCGUGGUGGUCGACCACGAAGGGAACGUUGCUGCUGCUGUCUCCAGUGGAGGCUUGGCUUUGAAGCAUCCAGGGAGAGUCGGACAGGCUGCUCUUUAUGGAUGUGGCUGCUGGGCUGAAAAUACUGGAGCUCACAGUCCCUACUCCACAGCUGUGAGUACCUCAGGAUGUGGCGAGCAUCUCGUGCGUACCAUACUGGCUCGAGAAUGCUCACAUGCUUUACAAGCCGAAGAUGCUCACCAGGCCUUGUUGGAGACUAUGCAAAACAAGUUUAUCAGUUCUCCUUUCCUUGCCAGUGAGGAUGGUGUGCUGGGUGGAGUCAUUGUUCUCCGGUCAGGCCGAUGUUCUGCAGAAGCGGACUCUUCCCAGAAUAAGCAGACACUUCUAGUGGAAUUUCUGUGGAGCCACACGACAGAGAGCAUGUGUGUUGGAUAUAUGUCAGCCCAGGAUGGGAAGGCCAAGACUCACAUUUCAAGACUCCCUCCCGGUGCGGUGGCAGGACAGUCGGUGGCCAUCGAAGGCGGGGUCUGUCGCCUGGAAAGCCCAGUGAACUGACCCCUUCAGGCUGAGCAGGAAGCAACUGCAAGCUGUUUUCAGAACCUGAGCUCUUGGGGAUCCUUAACUGAAGCUGGAUGUUUGCCCUCCCUUGUUUUUAAAUCCCAAUGACAGCGACCUCGUGUUCUGCUCCAGACACACAUGCUGCUGUGGUUCAUGCUUAGUGACAUGCCAGCCUCUGGCAGGUGAGCGGGAAUGCAUGUGAGUGUGCGGCAUGUGAACUUGCUUCUCCCGUAAUGAAAUACAAACUCCUCCGUGUGUAACCCAAGACCAGGAAUGAGCAGAUCGUCUUUACGAACCUUGAGCUUUAACUGUUUACAAGUAAAACCUGAAGUUGCAAGAAACCUUUUUAUUUCAUACAGAGGUACCUACUAUCCUUGAUGUAAUGUGUCUGAAUUGAAGAGUAAAUCUACUUGUUGAAAUGAUUUGACAGUGGUAGUGCUUCAUUUCAAAGCAGUAAUAAGUAAUAAAGUGUGUUUAUUUGCUAAUCAGUUUAAGUGGAGCCAGUGGUAACUUAAACUGUUGUUCUCAUCCCUCAUAUGGGGCAUUUUUCUUUAACAAAGAAUGGUUUCAGUGAAACAAUCUAGCAGAGAAUUAAGCUCAGAACCUUUUUAAAUAAUAGUCUUAUUCAUAAAGUUUGUACUUGUUUCCUCAAGCUUUUAUAAGCUUAAAUAUUGCAUAGCAAUGAGCUGUAUGUACUAUAUUAUGAAUGGGUAUGUAAAGAGACCAUACUGUAAUGCACACUCCUUAAUUUGUGUAUAAUGGAAUGCUAUUUACACUGUAACACUGUAAAUAAGAAAGCAAAGUUUAUGGGAAAAUUCAAUAUUAUCUUUGUUUCUUGUCUAAAUAUAUUUUUAAGAUAAAGGCCCAAAAAAUAAAAGCAUAUUAAUGGGUAUAGUGUGUG
Ochotona princeps (American pika) is the source of this 2315-nucleotide messenger RNA. RefSeq names its product taspase 1 (gene TASP1). Gene Ontology annotation, molecular function: threonine-type endopeptidase activity. Lineage: Eukaryota; Metazoa; Chordata; Mammalia; Lagomorpha; Ochotonidae. Gene Ontology annotation, biological process: protein maturation. Bases 149 to 1411 code for a protein of 420 amino acids. The record is from RefSeq and is a predicted model, not a curated record. The transcript has 14 exons.